Mercurialis annua (annual mercury) is the source of this 656-nucleotide messenger RNA. RefSeq lists its product as uncharacterized. The transcript has a single exon. NCBI's taxonomy places the organism in Eukaryota, Viridiplantae, Streptophyta, Magnoliopsida, Malpighiales, Euphorbiaceae. Bases 211 to 567 code for a protein of 118 amino acids. The record is from RefSeq and is a predicted model, not a curated record.
CCCACUUAAACACGCUAUCUUGAAUCAAUCAAAUUUUUCUUCAAUCUGUUCAAGAAAUAUCCUAAUUACCUAUAUUUUAUACCCCCACAAUUUUCAUUAUUCCCAUUUUUUGCCUCUUUUGUCAAGAUCAAGUUCAACCAGCUCCAGUUUGUAUUCUCAUUAUUUCUCUCCUUCAUCUGUCCCCCUCUGUCUGCAAUAUUUCAAGAAUCCAUGGAGGACUACAGCAGAUCAAGAUCAUACUCAUAUGGCGGUAACAUGCAGAUAGAAAAUUACUAUGGUCCUCCUCAAAGACCGCCGGGGCCGACCGGUUCCUACGAGCUAAGGUCUUACAGUGCUGCUUAUGCUCAGACACAGAUGGCUAACUACAACAAUAACUUGAAGCUCAAGAAAGACAAAAGCACUUCUUCUUGUAAGAAUUGGAGUCUGAGUGAUCCUGAGUUUCAAAGGAAAAAAAGGGUUGCUAGUUAUAAAAUGUACAGUGUUGAAGGCCAAGUCAAAGGCUCAUUUAGAAGAAGCUUUAGAUGGCUUAAGGAUAGGUAUACCCAAGUUGUUUAUGGAUGGUGGUGAUUUAAUGUUUGUAUCUUUUUUGUUUUGUUUAUUUAACAUCCUUAUGUGGAAAUUUGAAAUUUUUGGCAAGAAAAGUUUAUAGUUUGAUC